Molecule: messenger RNA, 1310 nt
Organism: Hevea brasiliensis (rubber tree)
Lineage: Eukaryota; Viridiplantae; Streptophyta; Magnoliopsida; Malpighiales; Euphorbiaceae
Exons: 6
Coding region: 10-1257 (415 amino acids)
Cellular component (GO): membrane; cytoplasm
Source: RefSeq, a predicted model, not a curated record
CCAACCAAUAUGAUAUCGCUUCGCUCACAAACUCAAACUUGGAGAAACGAACGUAGUUGCAUUGAUAACUCGGUCAACUCAUCUCAUUUACUGCCAACCUCAACUCAGUGGCCAACCAUGGCUUCUCUCCACACAAUUUCUUCCCAUAGUCUCCUUCCUCUUUACAAAUCCAAAAAUCCCACCUCAAAAACCCUUCCCAGCUCUCAUUUUCUCGGGUCAAAAUUUCCUCAGAGCCCAAUUUUCUCUAGAAGCAAACUGAGAGCUGAGAGCUGGCUCUUGAACUCUGUUGUCCAAGAAGAGCUUGAUGUUUUACCAGUACAGAGCGGAGACACCACGGACCAGCAGGAAGGGGUGGUUGUGAGUCAGUUAGAGAGCGAAGGGACCGAGUUGGCGACUCAGGUGAGCGGGUUUGCAUCGAAUGAGGGGCAGCUGUCUUUUGAAGGUUUCUCUUCUGCCUCUAGUUCUGGUAUUGGAGAUGAUGGAGGGAGACAGAGCGAAUUGGAAAUGGAUAGGUUAAUCGAUAGGACCAUAAAUGCAAUGAUUGUUCUUGCUGCGGGUUCUUAUGCCAUAACCAAGUUGCUUACAAUUGAUCAUGAUUGCUGGCAUGGGUGGACCAUUUUUGAGAUAUUAAGAUAUGCCCCUCAACAUAAUUGGACUGCUUAUGAGGAAGCUCUUAAGACAAAUCCGGUUUUAGCAAAAAUGAUGAUUAGUGGAGUGGUCUAUUCUGCAGGGGAUUGGAUUGCACAGUGCUUUGAAGGUAAACCGCUCUUUGAGUUUGAUCGAGCACGAAUGCUUAGAUCAGGCCUCGUUGGUUUUACAUUACAUGGCUCCCUUUCACAUUACUAUUACCAGUUUUGUGAGGAGCUUUUUCCAUUUCAAGACUGGUGGGUGGUUCCUGCCAAAGUAGCCUUCGACCAAACUGUAUGGUCAGCAAUUUGGAACAGCAUUUAUUAUACAAUAUUGGGAUUCCUGCGUCUGGAAUCCCCAGCCAACAUUUUUAGUGAAUUAAAGGCUACAUUCUGGCCAAUGCUAACAGCAGGGUGGAAACUUUGGCCUUUUGCUCAUCUUAUUACAUAUGGUGUGAUCCCAGUAGAACAAAGGCUUCUUUGGGUGGACUGUGUGGAACUUAUUUGGGUGACAAUACUCUCAACAUAUUCAAAUGAAAAAUCAGAAGCAAGAAUAUCUGAGACUCCAGCAGAAGCUAGUUCCAAUUCUUUGUUGAAAGGCCCCCCUGAGGUAUAUGAAGAAACUGUUUAAUGCUGAUGAUUACAGAUGCACAAUCAGCCGCUCAUGAGAAGUACUAAUGUUCU